UGCUUCUGUUGCAGGGAUUCGUGCUAAGAGUUUCGGUCAAGGAGUGAAACAUACAAUAUGCACCAGACAGUGUGACGAGAAAGAGGAUAGUCAGUUUCUUUGGGUCUGUUCCCACGUCAUCAUAAUUGGUCACGUGGAUUAUGUAUGAAACCUCCAAACUGUGUGUCCGACCUUAGAAUUUCCAAUCACCCAUCUACAAGUUUAUUCUCUUGGCAAUUUUUGCGCUUUAUUUUUUUUUUUUUUUUGCGAACGAACCAUCUGAGAUUUUCUAGACAACACAGUCGAGGUUGAGGUUGUUUGAAUUUAUUAAUCACAAAAAUAUAUGUUUUUUGCUCAUGAUUUCGACCGUUAGUUUCUCAUAAUAAUAAUAAUAAUAACUUACUUUCACCGAGCGGUGAUAUCGUGUUGACAUUCCCUGGGUUAGCUUUGUCUAGACAAGCGUCCCAAUACAGCCAUGUCUUACUUUCGUCACAGCUUCACGCUGCCUCGACCACUGCGAAAAUCCAAAAUGGACACCCUGGGGAAAGAUUGUGAAUCUCAGACACUUCAGCGACAUUCGACAUUGUCCAAGUCCGAGCUAACCCUCUACACCAGUCCCUCGAAUGGUUCGGCUUAUUACGGACUCGAUAACUUAGAAGAUUACUAUUCCCAAGAGAAGAGCAGUUAUUUUCCAGACUUCUACGGUGGUUAUUCCGUCCCUCCAUGUGAAGCUCCCAGCGAUAGCCAUUCGGACUACGAGAGUGCAGCCAGUGAGAGUGUUAGCCAUUCAGAGCUGGAGAGUGUUUCUCUCGCUAGCACUACCGCCACGAGCACUAGUAGUGGCAGCGGGAAAUUCAGUAGCGGAUCUCACGAAGCUAUCGCAGACGGCCGUUUGACCACCCCUGACGAGGACUCCGGAAAAUCUCCAUUUCCGUCUGUCAACAAGAACCAGGAAACGGAGUUAUUUAGUGAAGGUGUACUAGAUGUCCAUUGCUGCUACGAUCAGAGUUCGGGAGGUUCCACAUACCGACUAAACCUGAAUUGUUGUGACCAAAUGGAACCCUUAUGGGAAUGUGGCGACGAUGUCCAGUUUCGACCACGAAAAGGAACCAUCUGGUUUGACCGGAAAUUGCGUCAUAAAUCGUGUCCUUUAUUUCAGGCCCAUAUGGUGGCAGCAUUCGAACAAAGCCUUACGAACAUGACAGGCAGGCUUCAGCAUCUCACAGCGUCAGCAGAGCAGAAGGACACGGAGCUUGGUGAAUUGCGAAACACUAUUGAGGCCCUAAAAAAGCAAAGUGCAGAAGCUGGACUUACAAAGAUGGCGCUGCAAUCAAUGCAAGCAGUUCAAAGAACCAUGCAGAGUAAGAUGUCAAGGCAGAUGUCCACAGAUUCCGUAUCAAGUGUUAACUCCCAGUCAAGUGCUUGCAGUGGUACGAGUGGGAGUUCUAUGAAAUCUGACAUUUCUGGAAUUAAAGGAAAGAAGAACAAGAAAGGCUGGUUACGCAGUUCAUUCAGUAAGGCUUUUUCUCGAAGCAAGAAGAACAAAAAUGGGUCGGUAUCAGACGUGGAAGACUCGAAACAUAUCCAGUCAGAUUCUUCAACUCCAAAUUCACCAUUACUAGGUCCUCAUCCAAUGAGUAAUGGUGUUUUAGGACAGCCGUUAAAAUCAUCUCACUCCUCGUCAGCAAUUUAUGAAAAGGAUGAAGAGAAUGCUCCGGAAGUUGUCAAAGACCUAAAGAAGCAGCUACGGGAAAAAGAUAUGAUUCUUACAGAUAUUAGGCUUGAAGCUCUAACGUCGGCUCAUCAGCUCGAGAGCUUGAAAGAUACAGUUAAUAAGAUGAAGGCAGAGAUGGUGAACCUCAAACAAGACAAUGAACGACUGCAACGACUUGUGGUCAGUAAAUCUUUAAACUCAUCUCAGAGCUCAGAACCAUUCAGGACAAGUUUGGAGAGUCUAGAGAAAAGAUUAAGUGCUCCAGAAUACUCGAGCACUCCUAAUGUCGAUAUGUAUCUCACUGAUGCAGCAAUAGACAGAGAAGGAAAGCGAGUCGUCAUCUCAACGUACUUAUGUUGCCAUGGUGAUUAUCGCAAAGUUACUACACUGCCAGAGCUUCCACAAGAAGUGAUCAUAGGAUCUGUUUCUGUGAGUGGAAGGACCAAAUGGGACUUGCUGGAUAACAUAGUCAAAAAAGCAUUUAAGGAAUACGUCUUCAGGCUGGACCCUGUUUCCAACUUAGGCUUAAAUGCGGAAAGCGUUCUCAGUUACCACAUUAACAAUGUUUUGCGUUCAAAAGAUGUGGAUAUUCCAGAUUUGUUGCCAUACGGCUACCUGGUGGGAGAAAAUAUACAAAUACACAUCACUCAUUAUAAUAAACUGAUGAGUGGUAAGGAGUUGAGUCCAGGUGCUGUAGCAACUUUUAACGUGGACCACAAGUCAGCCAAAGAACUCCGACAGUAUUUAUUUAACAUAGCAGAACAGUGUGAGAGCAGCAAGAGUUCAGACCUUCCAACCGUGAUUAUCCUGGACAAUCUCCAUCAUGUUGGCUCUCUUGGUGAAGUUUUUAAUGGUUUCCUCUGUGUCAAGUAUCAGAACAGUCCAUACAUCAUUGGGACGAUGAAUCAAACCACCUGCUCAACCACCAACCUCCAGUUACACCACAAUUUCAGGUGGGUCCUGUGUGCAAACCAUAUGGAACCAGUCAAGGGAUUUCUGGGAAGAUUUCUCCGCAGGAAGUUAGUAGAAACAGAAGUGACUAGUGGAAUACGAAACCCCGAUCUUGUCAAAAUCAUUGACUGGAUUCCAGAAGUGUGGAUUCAUCUGAAUACUUUUCUAGAAACUCAUAGUUCCUCUGAUGUUACCAUUGGUCCAAGAUUGUUUCUCUCGUGUCCAAUAGAUGUCUCUAGCUCUCAAGUAUGGUUUACAGACUUGUGGAAUUACAGUAUUGUCCCGUAUAUCAUGGAAGCUGUACGAGAAGGAUUGCAGCUUUAUGGUCGUAGAGCCCCGUGGGAAGAUCCGACUGAAUGGGUCCAAGAAUCGUACCCCUGGCCAUCGGUAGGUGAGCCUGACUGGCCCCAGUUACUGCAUCUUCGUCCUGAAGAUGUUGGUUACGAAGGUCAUCCUGUUCCCAGUGUAGAAACAAAAAUGACUACUCCAUCACACAGCGACUUGGAAGCAGAUCCUUUGCUCAACAUGUUGAUGAGACUUCGGGAGGCAGCAAGCUAUUCCAGCCCUAAUAACAGUGAUAACAAUGAUGGAGUUAGGACUGAAGACCUGCUGAACACAGAAGUGGAGUCUACUUUGUGAUAUUUUGUUUUAUGUGGAAAAUAACAUUAACACAACAAGUCUUAAUAUGGUAUCUACAUCGGUCAUCUUUAGUUUUUCCUAUGUCAAAAUAACGUAUGAGUAAGCUUUAACCAGUUUCUUUCAUAUGAGCAUUGGUAAGCAAACAAUAAUGCCAGUUUAUCAAGAGAAUUAAAUGUUUAUUAUAUUAAGUGAUAACAAAAAGUGGAAGGAAAUAAUAUUUAGGAUAUUUGACAUAUCUUUUCAAAAUGUCUGGCUUUGAGAUUUGUUUUGUUAAUUAUUUUAAUUUAGUUUAGAGGAUUGACCAGCCGAGAACAGGUCCUAUGUUGUCCCAAAACAUUGCGUUAACCUAAUAUUUAUUUUCUUUUUUAAAACUUUUUAAUAGCUUGAUUUUCUACACCUGGCGUGCAACCACAACAAAACGCUAAUUGGAUUAUGUGGUUGAUUCGUCCAUCUAACAGUUAAAAUACCUUUACAUUAACACUAUCUCAUUGCAAAGUUUGUUUAUUAUGUUUUUUUUUAUGAAAAGCAGGAAACAGCCGUUUGUUUAUUAUGGUUUUUUAUGAAAAGCUGGAAACAUCCAUUUUUCUGCACCACUACAUAUUGUGAAGAGUGUGAGCAUAAGUCCUUUAAACCAAAAAUGAAUAUAUUUCUUCUGAAAUUAAAGAGUAUUACGUAACACAGUGAUAUAUAUUUCGAUUUGUUUAUCAUUGUUACACCUUUGAGGUGUAGUGAGGUUUAUCACUAGUUGAAUGUUGUAAAUAAUUUUAUACAAACUUUUUUUUUACACAAGCAUACGUUAAAUGCUUUAUUUUUAAAAUUUAAACUUAGAUUUUAAAGUGCUUUCUGGAAGUAAUGAAAGUGUUACAUGAAUAGAGCAGGCAUACAUACAGUUGUAUAGUAAUUAUAGAAAAUUUGAUUUUUUUUAACGUAUAACAUUUUCUAUAUUACAAAGUAGCUAUUUUAAAAGCUUUGUUAACCAUUCAAGAAAGGAAAAACUGUAUUGGAUUUAAAUGGAGCUCCCAAAAACUGAAAUAUCCUCAAAAUAAUUAAUCAAGUCCAACAAUAUAUCUUGGAAAUUUUC
This is a messenger RNA of Limulus polyphemus (Atlantic horseshoe crab), 4364 nucleotides long. Its product is annotated as neuron navigator 2-like. Lineage: Eukaryota; Metazoa; Arthropoda; Merostomata; Xiphosura; Limulidae. Gene Ontology annotation, biological process: nervous system development; neurogenesis. The coding region runs from base 455 to 3283 and encodes 942 amino acids. The record is from RefSeq and is a predicted model, not a curated record. The transcript has 19 exons.